CCCAAGUCAAGACUGCAGACAUAACACUUCUCCUCCGGUCCAUGAGGAGGCGACAGCCCGCUAACAGUCGCGUCUCUGCCCGAAGAAAAACGACUGUAAUAAAAAAACAUGGCGGCGUCGUUGGUGCGGUUUGUCCGCGGAGGUCUUGGAAGGAGUUAUAACCUUGCAAGGAGUUCGUGUCUCCUCCAGCAGCAGACCAGGCUGCAGAGCGCCACCACCGAGACCAGCCCCACCAUCAGGCCCAAGGAUGCGGUCACUCACAGCCAGCUGGCAGCAUUCGGGGAGUACGUGGCUGAGAUGAUGCCCAAAUAUAUCCAGCAGGUCCAGGUGACCUGUUAUAACGAGCUGGAGGUGAUGAUCCAUCCUGACGGAGUGAUCCCUGUCCUGACCUUCCUGAGGGAUCACACCAACGGCCAGUUCAGGAACAUGACUGAUCUGACAGCUGUGGACAUCCCGACACGGCAGAACCGCUUUGAGAUUGUGUACCACCUGCUGUCGCUGCGCUACAACUCUCGUCUCCGCAUUAAGACGUACACAGAUGAGUUAACACCGGUGGACUCUGCAGUCCCGGUCCACAUGGCCGCCAACUGGUACGAGAGGGAGGUAUGGGACAUGUUUGGCGUGUACUUUGCCAACCACCCAGACCUGAGGCGUAUUCUGACAGACUAUGGCUUCGAGGGUCACCCCUUCAGGAAAGACUUCCCUCUCUCAGGAUACGUAGAGGUGCGUUAUGAUGACGAGGUGAAGCGUGUCGUGGCGGAGCCUGUGGAGCUGUCGCAGGAGUUCAGGAAGUUUGACCUGAACACGCCUUGGGAGGUGUUCCCCGCCUACCGAGAGCCCAAAGAGGCCGCACCCAAACUGGAGGCUGGAGACGCCGCCCCUGAGAAGAAAUGACGUCCCUCUGUUUCAUCACCAUCUUCUGUCUGUUAGUGUCGUUUUGGGACUCCUAGCAUCCUGAACAAAACCCACUUGAAAUAUUUAUGUAAAUAAAAAUACUAAUAAAACAAACUUUAAAAGGA
Molecule: messenger RNA, 1019 nt
Organism: Sander lucioperca (pikeperch)
Lineage: Eukaryota; Metazoa; Chordata; Actinopteri; Perciformes; Percidae
Gene: ndufs3
Product: NADH:ubiquinone oxidoreductase core subunit S3
Exons: 7
Coding region: 109-894 (261 amino acids)
Molecular function (GO): NADH dehydrogenase (ubiquinone) activity
Source: RefSeq, a predicted model, not a curated record